AAUUAUCUUUUUUUUAUGUUUACUUAUACAUUGUAAAUUUUUGUUUUAAAAAAAUAAACAUUAACAUUAUUUUAAAUUAAUUAUUGUUAAAAAAAACUAUCAACAUGUUAAAAAUAAAUAAAACUUGUAAUAUUUAUUGGUUAAAAACAAUGAAAAAUAUUUUAUAUCAACAAGCUUGUAGCAAUAGUACAAAUUCAAUAAUUGAUAAAUCACCAUUAUCUGGUAUUCGUGUACUUGAUUUAACAAGAAUUGUUGCUGGUCCAUAUUGUACAAUGAUACUUGGUGAUCUUGGUGCUGAAAUAAUAAAAAUUGAACGUCCAAAUAUUGGUGAUGAAAGUCGUCAUUGGGGACCACCAUUUAUUUCAUCAAAUAAAAAUAAAGAAUCAACAUAUUUUAUGAGUGUUAAUAGAAAUAAAAAAAGUAUAUGUAUUGAUUUAAAAAAAGGACAAAAUAUAAUAUAUGAAUUAGCUAAAAAAUCUGAUGUUAUAAUUGAAAAUUAUGUACCAGGUAAAUUGUCAAAUUUAAAAUUAGGUUUUUAUGAUAUUGAAAAAUAUGCACCACAUAUUAUUUAUUGUUCAUUAACUGGAUAUGGAUCAACUGGUAAAUAUUCAUCACGUCCUGGUUAUGAUGUUAUUGCUGCAUCAAUUGGUGGUUUGAUGCAUAUAACUGGACCUAAAAAUGGUGAACCAUGUAAAGUUGGUGUUGCUAUGACUGAUUUAGCAACUGGUUUAUAUGCACAUGGUGCAAUAAUGGCUGCAUUGAUACAAAAAAGCCAUACCAAUAAAGGACAAUGGAUACAGUGUAAUUUAUUAUCAACACAAAUUGCAAGUUUAAUAAAUAUUGGAUCAAAUUAUUUGAAUGCUGAUAAAGAAGCUAAAAGAUGGGGAUCUGAACAUGAAAGUAUUGUUCCAUAUGAAGCAUUUAAAACUAAAAAUGGAUUUAUGACUAUUGGUACUGGUAGUGAUGCACAAUUUUCAGUAUUUGUUGAUAAAAUUGGUCUUUCUGAGCUGAAAAAUAAUGAUAAAUUUAUUAACAACACAUUGAGAGUUAAAAAUCGUGAAGAAUUAUUAAUAAUAUUGAGACAAAAAUUAGUCACUAAAACAAAUAAAGAGUGGUCUGAUAUAUUUGAAGGAUCACCAUUUCCUUAUGGACCUAUCAACUCCAUCAAAGAGGUCUUUGAUGAUGAGCAUGUUAAAAGCAUUGAUAUUGUCAAGGAAAUUGAGCAUCCAAGUGUCGGAAAAAUUAAAGUUGUUGGUCCACCUGUUACAUUCAGUUAUGGAACAAAUAAAGUUAGACUACCACCACCAAUAUUGGGACAACAUACUCGAGAAAUUCUUGAAGAUAUACUCGACUAUUCACAGGAUGAUAUUGAUGAUUUAAUUAAAAAUAAUAUUGUCCAAUAAGUUGAUUUAUUUUGCAUCAGUGUUUUGUGUUUUUUUUUUUUAAAUAUUUUUAAUUUUUUUUUUGUUUAUAAAUA
This is a messenger RNA of Aphidius gifuensis, 1477 nucleotides long. Its product is annotated as succinate--hydroxymethylglutarate CoA-transferase. The transcript is spliced from 2 exons. Gene Ontology annotation, molecular function: catalytic activity. Lineage: Eukaryota; Metazoa; Arthropoda; Insecta; Hymenoptera; Braconidae. The record is from RefSeq and is a predicted model, not a curated record. The coding region runs from base 105 to 1403 and encodes 432 amino acids.